Molecule: messenger RNA, 1510 nt
Organism: Aspergillus sclerotioniger CBS 115572
Lineage: Eukaryota; Fungi; Ascomycota; Eurotiomycetes; Eurotiales; Aspergillaceae
Product: urate oxidase
Exons: 3
Coding region: 493-1401 (302 amino acids)
Biological process (GO): purine nucleobase catabolic process; urate catabolic process
Cellular component (GO): peroxisome
Molecular function (GO): urate oxidase activity
Source: RefSeq, a predicted model, not a curated record
UGACACCAUGACUCUGUUGAUUGAGUUGGUGCUGAGUGGAUGACGUCUACACAGUCACAGACAGUCACAGUCACAUGGUCAUGGAUUCGGAGUAGAGCCUUUCAUUGAGCUCUAACUCGAUUUUGCUUCCUUUCCCAACCUCACCUCCGACAAAGGAUCCUCCCCCUUUCCAUCAACCCACGACUUGGGGGACCUCCGCGCUCCGAGAAUAUAAGCCAGCGGGAUUGCCUGAUGGUUGCAUACUCCAGGUUACGAAUCCCGGGGCGAUAAGAUAAAGCGAGGGAGGCUGCGGCCGUCCAGACCCGCGGGCUUCGGAGGUGGCCGACAGCCUGCCUCUCUCCAUCCCGACCUGCUCUCGGGCUCGGGGCGCUCUUUAAAAAGCUUCAUCCCUGCUGCAACUGGGCCUGGCGCAUACUCAUCCAUCUCUAUACUGAUUGUCGAACCCUGUGCUUAUCCUCAUCCUCCACCUCCACCUCCACCUUCAUCCCCACCAUGUCUUCCCCAGUCACUGCGGCCCGCUACGGCAAGGACAAUGUCCGAGUAUACAAGGUCCACCGCGACGAGAAGACCGGCAUCCAGACGGUCGUCGAGAUGACCGUCUGCGUCCUUCUCGAGGGUGACAUCGACACCUCCUACACCACGGCCGAUAACAGCGUUAUCGUCGCAACCGACUCCAUCAAGAACACCAUCUACAUCACCGCCAAGCAAAACCCCGUCACUCCUCCCGAGCUCUUCGGCUCCAUUCUCGGAAACCACUUCAUCACUAAAUAUAACCACAUCCACGCCGCCCACGUCCACAUCAUCACCCACCGUUGGACCCGUCUGACCAUCGACGGCAAGCCGCACCCGCACUCUUUCCUCCGCGAUGGCGAGGAGACCCGCAACGUCCAGGUCGACGUCGUCGAGGGCAAGGGCAUCGACAUCACCUCGUCCUUGGCCAAAUUGACCGUGUUGAAGAGCACCAACUCCCAGUUCUGGGGCUUUGUGCGUGACGAGUACACCACUCUCCCCGAGACUUGGGAUCGCAUUCUGAGCACCGAUGUCGACGCCAGCUGGCAGUGGCGCCGAUUCAGCGGGCUGGACGAGGUGCGCAACACCGUGCCCCAGUUCGACGCUACCUGGACCACGGCCCGGGAUAUCACCCUUAAGACCUUCGCCGAGGAUAACUCGGCCAGUGUGCAGAACACGAUGUACAAGAUGGCGGAGCAGAUCCUGGCUCGCCAGUCGCUGCUCGAGACGGUCGAGUACUCUCUGCCCAACAAACACUACUUUGAAGUUGAUCUGAGCUGGCACAAGGGCCUCAAGAACACCGGCAAGGACGCCGAGGUGUAUGCGCCCCAGACCAACCCGAACGGGCUGAUCAAGUGCACCGUUGGUCGCAACACCAAGGCCAAGCUGUAGUGUAUGUAGUUGGUCAUGCAUAGGAGAUGGAGUUCUGGCAUAUUGUAUAUAGGUCUUCGGAUAGGGUAUAGCAUCAAUCACUUUAUGAUACAGCAAUUUGCACAAAAGC